This is a messenger RNA of Carassius carassius (crucian carp), 990 nucleotides long. RefSeq names its product coiled-coil domain-containing protein 93-like. The transcript has 13 exons. Lineage: Eukaryota; Metazoa; Chordata; Actinopteri; Cypriniformes; Cyprinidae. The coding region runs from base 4 to 990 and encodes 328 amino acids. The record is from RefSeq and is a predicted model, not a curated record. Gene Ontology annotation, biological process: Golgi to plasma membrane transport.
AUCAUGAUGGCGGCCGCCUCUGUGUUCCAGAGAGUAAGAACGGGCGCGAAAAUCGGAGCACAGUAUGAUCAGGAGGGCAAUCUCAUCAAGGCGGAGACACGUGAGGAUGAGGAGCAGAGUGUCAAGCUUGCUGAGAUUUUGGAGCUGUUGCUCGCUGCUGGUUAUUUCAGAGCACGUAUUAAGGGACUGACACCCUUUGACAAGGUGGUUGGAGGAAUGACCUGGUGUAUAACUACAUGCAACUUUGCUCUGACAGAGAAGAUUGUGUCAGUUCUGCCCAGAAUGAAAUGUCCACACCGAUUAGAGCCUCAUCAGAUCCAAGGGUUGGAUUUCAGGUAUGUGCACCUGUACAUCUUUGGCACAUUAAAAGCUGAAGAACAGACAGUUAUAUUGUGCAGUGGAGCAGAAGCAGGGCUUGGCUCAGGAAUGACCCAGGUGUCUGAAGAAGAGGACCUGCAGGCAGCAGAGGAGGUCAUUGUCAGCCAGCACAGGGGGGCUAGAGUUUUCGGACUGCAGUCUGAGGAGUUCAAGCAAAUCGCCACUGAAUAUGCCGAGAAGGCCACAGUACAGACUGAAACUCUGGAGCAAGAGCUGAGUUCACUGGAGGACAUGGAGUCUCAGACGUAUUCUGGGGCCCUGUGUCUGCAACACACAGAGACAAAACAGUUCUUCACGCUCUACAACACCCUUGAUGACAAGAAGGUUUACCUGGAGAAAGAGGUCAAUCUGCUGAACUCCAUACACGAUCAUUUUCAGCAGGCCAUGGCUUCAUCAGGAAGUAAAGAACAGUUUCUCAGACAACUGGAGCAGAUUGUGGAAGGAAUCAAGCAGAGUCGCAUAAAGAUGGAAAAGAAAAGACAGGAGAAUAAGAUGCGCAGAAAUCAGCUGAAUGAUGAGUACUUGGAGCUGCUGGAUAAACAGAGGCUCUACUUUAAAACCGUCAAGGACUUUAAAGAGGAGUGCCGCAAGAAUGAGAUGCCUUUUAUCUAA